This is a messenger RNA of Pristis pectinata (smalltooth sawfish), 1863 nucleotides long. It is a transcript of the gene kansl2, whose product is annotated as KAT8 regulatory NSL complex subunit 2. The coding region runs from base 146 to 1549 and encodes 467 amino acids. Lineage: Eukaryota; Metazoa; Chordata; Chondrichthyes; Rhinopristiformes; Pristidae. The record is from RefSeq and is a predicted model, not a curated record. Gene Ontology annotation, cellular component: NSL complex. The transcript is spliced from 10 exons.
CCUUGAUAAAAACAAAAGCUCCCUGCAAACGUUAAAGCCUGCCGCCGGAGACUGGUUGGUCAUCCAAUCCCGCCAGCCCAACUCGAGGCCACAGCCAAUCCACAGCGAGGGUGUCAAGGUUGGCCUGUGGGAGGUGCCAGGAGUCAUGAACAGGAUCCGGAUCCACGUGCUGCCUUCCACCCGGGGGCGCCUCACCCCCAUCCCCAGGGUGCAGGAGACCCUGGCCUGCUCUUUCUCCCACCGCCCCUGCUCGCAGCCCCGACUGGAGGGCCAGGAGUUCUGCCUCAAGCACAUCCUCGAGGACAAGAAUGCGCCCUUCAAGCAGUGCAGUUACGUCUCGUCCAAGAACAGCAGGAGGUGCCCGAACGCAGCGCCCAAACCAGAGAAGAAGGAUGGGGUGGUCUUCUGCGCCGAGCACGCCCGGAGGAAUGCCCUGGCCGUGCGGGUCCCGUCGAAGAAGCCCAGCUCAGGCCCCUCCCCAGAAGUGCUGCUCACCCAGCUCAGCAGCUACCUAAAGGGUGACCUGGGCUCCCAGGGGCAGGACAGCAGCCAGAGCGAGGCGAGCAAGAUCCUCGAUGAGGACAGCUGGAGCGAGGGGGAGCCCGAGCCGGUGCUCCUAGACCAGACGUGGAAGGGCGACCCCGACAGCGAGGCCGACAGCAUCGACAGCGACCAGGAGGACCCGCUGAAACACGCGGGAGUUUACACAGCAGAGGAGGUGGCACUGGUGAUGCGGGAGAAGCUGAUCCGCCUGCAGUCGCUCUACAUCGACCAGUUCAAGCGGCUGCAGCACCUGCUGAAGGAGAGGAGGCGACGUUACCUGCACGCCUGCAGGCCCGAGAGCGAGGGGGCCGGGGGCAGCCUGCUGCCCAGCCCGGAGCCUGUCCCCCCCAAGGAGCGGGUGGACCUGCGGAAGCUGAGGGCCCUGCGACGCUACCGUCGGCGCUACGGGGCAGAGGCGCUGCUGCACCGGCAGCUGAGGGAGCGGCGGGCGCUGGCCAGUGACGGGGGUCCGCAGCAGGCACACACCUCCCGGGUGACGCAGCGAUGUGGGGUGGUCACCGAUGGGGUCCGAUGCUCUGCUCCCUCCCUCCCGCUCAGCAGGCACUGUCUCACCCACAUCUGCCAGGACCCGAGCCAGGUGCUGUUCCAGACGUGUGCCGGAGUGAAGGAGGUGCCCUGCACCAAGCCGGUGUCCCUGAGCCUGGGCGAGGAGCCCUGCUGCCCCCUGCACCUCCAGGUGCCCCCGCAGAUGUACCAACCCGAGCCAGCCUUCUGCGCCACCGAACAGUUGGAGAGCGGCCCAGCUGACAUGUACCUGAGUGCAGCCGAGCUCCAGCCCUCUGAGGUGCUGCCACUGGAGUUCAGCGAGGACUGCCUGGAUGUGGUGGGUGACAGCCUGCAGUGCCCACCCUCACCACUCUUCGAUCCUGCCCUGGGCACUGGGGCCCAGUCAACAGAUGAGUCAGACUUGGCAGAGGCUCCCUCGCAGGCGGUCUCCCGGACCCACAGCACCAGAGACCACAACGGCACCAAGGACGAGAGCUGAACGUGAGGCCACUCCCUCCGAGAAAGGCCUCCAUGGGACACUGACGGGCAGGGUGGGGGUGCUUCCCUCCUUGGAUCCACAGUGAGGGCUGUUCCUUCUCCCAGGCGACCACCUUCCCGGUGCUCCUCUUCCCGCUCGCCACACUAAAUCUUCGAGCAUAUACCCCCUGGGGGUAGGGUGUGGUCUUGACACCAUCAGGUCUCAGGACCUCCUCCCUCCCCACAGCCGGGGAGCCUGUCAGCGACGUUGUGGCAAAGCGUUGACCAGAGGGGUGGCGGUAUGCGCACUAGUUACAUUAAAGGCUUUCCAGGAGA